GUCUUGAUCUGAUCACCAGAAGAGGAAACUCCGUCUUCUUCUCGCAGCUCCUCAUCUCGGCUGACCUUCUUCUGGAGCCUCCUUCUUGAUGUCACCGUCAAACACAGGGUUCUGGACCAUGGCCGGGUGUUAUGGGGUGGCGGUCCUGGUGGGUGUGGCGUCCUUUCUGACGACUGGCCAAUGCGAUGCGAGCUGCAGAGGGACGGACGGCGUGCCGGGAGCGGCGGGACCUCCGGGCCGAGACGGAUAUCAGGGAGCGAAGGGAGAGAAAGGAGAGCCGGCUGUGGCGGCCGGCGGUCCGGUGGAUGUCGGCAUCCUGCCGGCGCUGAAGGGGCAGGCGGGGAGUCGAGGCCCUCAGGGGGUCAUGGGCCCUAAAGGUUACAGCGGGCAUCUGGGGCCGACGGGCACCCACGGAGCGGUCGGUCGCCCCGGCCCCGAGGGGGAGAGCAUCGGCCACGGAGGACAACUGUCUCCUCAGCAGGGACGCUCAGCCUUCUCCGUGAUCAGGACUGAUAACAGUUAUCCUCCCCUACGCCAGGUAGUGACCUUUCAGACCACCGUUGUCAACAAGGGUCAGGACUUCAACGCAGCCACGGGCCAAUUCUCCUGCCGCGUACCCGGCCUUUAUUACUUCACCUUCCACUCGAUGGCAAAGGUCAGUGUGUGUCUGGGGAUCCUCAGUGACGCUCUGGGGGAGAGGCUGGGAUUCUGUGAUUACAACCGGAACAGCGAUCAAGUGCUGUCGGGCGGCGUCGUCUUACAGCUGAGACUCGGGCAGAAGGUUUGGUUGGAGUCCUUCAGGGACCAGCAGAAAGACCCUGAAAUACGAGACACUCAGGAGAAAAGCAUCAUCUUCAGCGGCUUCCUGAUCUUCUCAGCCUCAGAAUAAAGUCCAGAGCUGCGCCCGGUGAACCGGAGGCGGCCUCGUGAAUUCACCAUCUGAGAGUUCUGAAGUGAAAUCCUCAAAAAGCUGUUUCCAACGUGAAAAUGAAGCACAACUGAGCAUCAUGUAGAUCCAUAAUUAGGUUUGUUUGAUCUGUGUCCUUCAUAUUGACUCAUUUAAACUGUCUCCGAAGAUUCGCUGUAAAUGCAAACAAAAUUAAAGUUUAUACUUGAUGGUG
Gasterosteus aculeatus aculeatus (three-spined stickleback) is the source of this 1121-nucleotide messenger RNA. Its product is annotated as complement C1q subcomponent subunit A. Gene Ontology annotation, molecular function: protein binding. Lineage: Eukaryota; Metazoa; Chordata; Actinopteri; Perciformes; Gasterosteidae. The record is from RefSeq and is a predicted model, not a curated record.